Messenger RNA from Vitrella brassicaformis, 2746 nucleotides. NCBI's taxonomy places the organism in Eukaryota, Vitrellaceae. The record is from the annotation of a GenBank genome assembly.
GAUGGAUGAGUGAUCAGAUAUCCCUUGACAACUCAGUCGACGGGAUCGUGUCUGCCCUGGUCGACUUCUUGUUCUGGAUGCCGGCGGAGGGUUUCCAGGACUUUAUGCGUCGACUGUGGACGGUGUAUCAGGAGCGGCACGCCGGGCGGCUGGUGUCCACCUCGACACGGCUGAAGGCACUGGAGGCGGGCUUCAACAAGCUGGCCGUGCUUUACGCCGACCACACAUGGCAGGUGCCAUGGAGCGUCUGGAAGUCGGUGACUCUCGCGACCAAGAGCAGCCAGAAGAAGACACAGGUCUUCCGCAACAUCCUCACCGGCCGCUUCGAUCAUCAGCGAAGGCGGUGGUUUCGAGACUUCACGCGGCCCUCCAUCGUGCCGAGCGAGAAGGUCGUGAGGGGGGAGAUGGACAGCCUGUUGAAGAUCGUGGUGAAGGAUGAGCAGGCGGUCGGUGCUGCCGACAUGGGCGACGAUGAGGCUCACCGACAGCUCGGACGUCUCCCUGACCCAAACACGCUGGAGUUCUAUGUGCCGCCGAAGGAGAAGGGCAAGUCCUUCGGCAACACAUGGGUCGAUCCUGCCGACAUGUUCUUCCGCUUGUUCACUGACCAUCCAGCCAUCCUUUCGGAGUGUCUCGGCAUCACUCUGCCGAAGAGACCUCGCGGCAGCCGCGAGCCACCGACGAUCGACUUGGACGCGUGCUUCUCAGGCGACGGCAGCAUCUUUGCGAGAAGCAGGCACAACGCACAGGUUUGCUCACUUUGUUUGUUGUUUCUGUGUGUUGUUUGUCUCUUCCACAGGCUGUGACACUCGCCAUUCGCUUGCUGCCAAGUGAGGUCAGCCGUGAGAAGCCGGAGCCCCAGUUUUCCGCCAACUCGUUCGAGGCGGUCUUUCCCUGUCUGCUGGUUUACGGCAGCGAGAAGUGGGAGUCUCUGCUGCCCUACAAGGCGCGGCUCAACAGUGCACUCAGGAGGAUGAAGGAGGGAGUGGAGCUGACCAUCAACGGGCGCACCUAUCGUCUCAGAUUUCAUUUCUGCGCAACGUCUGACCAGGUAAGACAGUCACCCAUUCCACUCACUGUGAGUCACUGUGUACGUGUGUCUGUGUGCUGUGUGUAGUGUGUGCAGAAGUUUCACUCGAUCCAGAUGGGCCACGUCGGGCCGUCUGGCAACUUCGGUUGCCAGUUUUGCUUCACUCACAAGGACCACUACAACAGUGAGCUGCUCGCCCUCCAUUACCUCGGCUCUCCCAUCGACCCAAUCGCGGCCGUCGCACGCCCUCCCACCCGCACAGUCGCGGCAAUGAAGCAACGGGCCGCCAUCAGCGAGUCCAACAACGGUUGCUGGUUUUGUUUUCAUGUCUGGACUCUCAGAGUGGUUGGACGAGCGGGGGAUCCAAGUGCGAUUUCUACCUGUCAUCUGCAAGACGCACCCACGUCAGACACACCACAAAAAGGAAGCCGCACGCACCCGUCAUUUCUCAUUCUCGGUCUGCGUGAUUGAUGCAGCGGCCACCGUCAACCCAGCUGGAGCAACGGCCAACCCUCGGGCUGACCUGCUCGAGUUCGUGGAUGAUGAUCUCUUCGACGAGAUGGACCCGGCCGCCAUGGCACGCGAGGCGGCCGAGAACAAGGCCAUUCUGGGCGAGACGACCCUGGUGCUGGAGCUUUUGAACGGGCGCCUGCAUGCCCGCGACAUCAAGAGGUGGGUGGACGACAUGGUGUCGUUCAUGGAGCUCUUCGAGCAGUUGGACGAGUCGAGGACCAGCAGCUUCCAUGUGCUUCUCGAGAGCUACGCUUGGGUGUGGCCCUUCCUUCUGCGGUCUUGCAAGUCGACGGAGAAGCAGCAGGCGCUGUUCCGGACGGCUAUCUGGCAGAUCAGGAUGGCAGCUGUCGAGAGGUGAGGCGUCAGCAGCUCCAUUCAAUCAACCCAUGUAUGUGUGCUGCUUGUGUGUUUGUCAGCCUCGGUUGGGGCGACAUCUUUAGCCAGCCGUCCUUCCACCUCCUCAUGUGCCACUCCUUGUAUGGUGCCGUCAUCACAGCCGCAAGCCCAUCGGUGUGUCGAGCAACAUGAACGCCCAUGAGUCCAUGAACCACCAGCUGCACGAGAUAUUCGAGCGACAGACGAUGAAGGGCGGCGGAACAAGUGACAAGACCACCCUUCCCGUCGCCGCCAUCUCUCAGUCCGCCUCUCGUCUGCUGCUCGCCUCCAAGGGGCGAAUCGAGCAGUGGGUGUUUUGCAACGCGGCCAGCAAGAAGAGCACAAGGAUGCUGCCCCAAGACGAGUACGACAAGCCGCUCCCGCGCCUCAGGAGGUUCGUCAUCGAGAGGCGGAGCCGCAACCCACAAGGCGUGCAUCAGGGCGGCAUGACGGAGCCCACUGCUGAGUGGUGGGCCGAGCGGCUCGACACCGCCCGACAGUUGUAUGAGAGGGGUGACUUUUCUCGGUCGCGCCAGGAACUCGAGCAACGGGCAGCAGACCAGGCCGCUGCCAAGGCCAAGGCCAAGGCAAUGGCUAAGAUCAAGACCAAGGCCAAGGCAAAGGCUAAGGUCAAGGGCGCCAAGGGUGCCACGGAUCGAUGAGUGAGGAGUUCGACAGGCCUUGUUUGAGUGUCAUGUGUGUUGGCGAGUGAGUGAGUGAGUCAGUGGCUGAUUGAGCCGUUGAGCGAAUGAAUUGACUCACACCCAUUGUGAUUGACCUUGUGCACAUGUCUGUACAGCGAUGGAUGCAAUCAACACGUCAUGCAAU